Molecule: messenger RNA, 7359 nt
Organism: Symbiodinium necroappetens
Lineage: Eukaryota; Dinophyceae; Suessiales; Symbiodiniaceae
Source: the annotation of a GenBank genome assembly
AUGCUGUGGGCCGCCCUGCUCUUCCUGGCUGCAGGGCAGGAGCUACAGGAGCCCGACUCUCAAGGCGGGUGUUGGAACGAAGACAAAGUGCGCUCCCGCUGCUGUUAUGGGGGCCCCAUUGCCUGCUCUCUUGAGGAGAAAUGCUGUGCAUAUCGCAGUUUGAAUUAUGGUCACCCGGGCUUGCCGGGGCUAGAGGGCCUACCCUCAGAACUUUUUCAUCGGCUUCGCGUCCUCUUUCGAAGCCACGGCAAAGCACUGACUCGCGGUGGGGCUGCGAUGGCAGCUGAGUGGUUGAGAAGGGCACGGAAAGAGCUGGAUAAUCUGAGGAACGUCAGCCGAGCGUUUCCCGGACAACUUCCGGACAUGAGCGCGGCCUAUCAAGCUUUUCUGGCUUACUUCGUGGUUUUUUUCGGACUCCGGAAGAGGCUCAGUUCUGCUGUGAUCUCUGCGCUCUUGAGUCGGGAGCCUGGGCUUUGGUUGAGGUUUCAAGACAUCUACGCGGCCGCCUGGGGACAGAGAGACUUCUGCCGCUGUGUAGAAGCCGGCGAGUUCUUCGCACGUUCGCAGGCCCAGUUUGAGGAGCUGGGCGUGGGGCAGAGACAUUUUCUUCAGAGGUUUUUGAACGGCAGUGAGUGGCAACACCAUGCCAUCAGCCUUCAACGUUGUGACAAGAAUGAAGACGACAUGGUGCAUCCGCGAGCAAUCCAGCUUAUGGCAUCUUCCUCGCAGUGUGUGCCCGGCAACCUUGCGAGUCUAAUCAUCUUGCUACAUUCUUGCAUACUGGAGCAAGAUUUGCGCAAGACGUUCAUGCUGAGUGCCGGCAUCUUCCAGCUCGCAACCUUUGCCGCUGAGUGUCUUGAUGCCCAGUACUGGGGGUUCACCGCGCGCGAUGCAGUCCUGCAUCAUGCUAGACUCAUUUGGGAGGUUGUAAGGGGCCAGGUCCGAGCGGUUCAGCUCCAGCCGAUGCUGUUGAAGCGCUUUGCCUGGAACGCCUUCCUGAAUAGGAAGGCCCCGGCUUUGCAGGUCUCGAGCUCGAGCACGUCCUCGUGUGGCCCACACGAAGUCGGCUCUUCCACCAUUGGUGUUGCAAAGCUCGGUCGCUUCACAUACGGGCCGCUUUGCACAGAGCUCGGGCGUUUCUGGCUGCAGGCGGAGAUCCUGAAGGACCAGCGGGCGACUGACACGAAGCGUGUUCUGGCGAUCAUUCCCGUAACCAUGGCAGGGGAAGCCAAUCCGUGGCAUCAUUUGCAUUGGUGGCUGCCUGCCCUCUGGUUCUACAAGCUCAAGAAGCAGAUCGACGCUUCGCACUUGGAGGUCGCCCUGGUCUUUCCUCACGAGGAGAUCGACUGGGCUACCUCGACUGCUCGCGGUCGUGUCGUCGACGCCACCUUCCGUGGCCACACAGAGCCUAGAGAAUGGUCCUUCCUGCAGCCGACGUGGCCGAGACAAAGUGGCUUAAGCCUAAGCGUCUCUGAGCACUUCGUGCCUCCUCACGGUGUGCAUGCAGGAGUUUUGCAAUGGCUCUCGGAGCUACCGCCUCGGCCAUUGCAGAGCUUUGAGGGUGAAAGCUACGGCAACGUCAUUUUGGGGCUUCCAUCCUUGCGGUUCUUCCUCCGAACUCCGGAGAUGAGCUGCCACCAAGUCUCCGCCCUUCGGCGAUUCCUUCUCCGCUCUUUUCCGGACCGCUCUGAGCUCGUUCCUGAGCGAGGCUCCCCAGGCUCUAGUCCCCACCCUCUUCAGCUUGCUCUGCUACAAAGGCCGGCUGGGGAUGGUCGGCAAAUCGAAAACUUCGAGGAGGUCCAAGAGUUUCUUCGAAGCAACUUCUCGGAGCUGCAGCUCAAGGUCAUCCAGCAUCUUUCGGGUCUCCCGUGGGUGGACCAGUUUCGCAUGUUCAUCGGAGCAGAUCUCUUGGUGGCGGUGCACGGCGCCGGGAUGGCCUGGCUUUGGGCCAUGCGCCCAAAGGCUGCGGUCAUCGAGCUCAGGAGCCGAAGUUCACCAAUGUGGCUGCACUGCUCGGAGAUCUGGAACACGGAUGGCAGUCAGAUUUUUGGUGGAUUGGCUCGGCUGGUUGGUAUGCAUCACAUCUGCACCCGCCCUCAUGACCUUCCAGGAACAGUGGAACAGGCACGGCUGUCAAAGAUCGGCGACAUGACGGAGGAAGAUGCAUACAAUCACAGUGACAACGUUGUGGUGUUUUUGCCAAAAUUGGCGAUGCUGCUGCGCUCUGAGAACUCCGAGGCUCCCGACGCAAAAAGAGGAGGGGACAUCGGGUGGAUUUCGAAAGGAAAGGCGGAACCCAGACUGGAAGCCGUGGCCUUGACAACGCCCCGAGGGGCAUGUUCACCGGCCUUCCUCGAACGACCGGGUUGCUUCCAAAUGGUCUAUGUGGAGGAUCGGGAGGGAUGGCAUCAUGAAACCUCGGGUGAACUCAUCAGGGUGUCACUGAUUCCCGAUCGGUUCUUCUUGACCGGAAUGACUUGUAGCGGGAGAACAGCGCUGAUAGCUUUCCUGCAGUUGAGCUUGAGGCUCGCAUCCGGCUUCAACAUCUCCGAGCUGGAGAUCAUCGUGCUCAAUGCCUCUGAUCCUCUCUUUUCGGAUGCAAAUGUGCGCAUGAGCCAGGAUGGCAGCUGUGGGGCUGGAACAGUGCCGGGUUCAGUGAGACCGGCAACGCAAGGUAGAGAGAUACACCCACCCGACGGUGUCAGCGCCGACUGGACAUGGUCAGACAGUGGGACGCAGUACUGCGCCACUGAUAGCUGUGCUUACAGAGGUGACCUUGGCUCCGGGUCUUUCUGGUGCCCCUUGGCGCCUGGCGACACUGCUGAGCGCUUGAAGUGUGAGUGCGAGCAGUGCCCCUGUCCCGCAGGGACCGGUGGUUUCCAAUGCGUCAACUGUGAGACAGACGAAGGUUGCGGAGAGGGUGGCAAAUGCAUAAGGUCCAUGCUUCUGGAUGGCCUGCAUGACAAGCGAUUUUCCUGCAAGUUCGACGAAGACCUGGAGCGCUCCUCCACGUACCGCCUGUUUUGGUCUGGCGGCUGGUCGAGUCCGCAGUUCUUUGCGCAGUACUUUCCCUCGCAGGGAAUCGCGCGCUUGGACAUCAUCAAUACAAUGUGCAGCCACCGCCAGCCUAUCCUUAUGCAGUGUGGGUGCACAGCGUGCGAUUCCCUGCUCGACGACAUCGACCCGAUCACCGGCGAGCAGAGUGGAGCCUGCACGGAUGCGAAUGUGCCAAGCCCUUGUGCUCGCUGCGAGAAGUGUGAGUGUACCUAUCCGGAUGAUUCCUGGCUUUCCUCCUUCACAAGGAUCAUCGUCGAUGGCAUCCGCCGCGGUGUGCUGAUCGGUUGUGAGGAUACAGGAAACUGCCACGCUGUGCUAGAUGACCUGCCUGCCCCGCUGUCUUUCGACUGUCAGACGGGCAUGUGCAUCCCAGACAACUCCACAGAAGAGGUGGUUCUUGCUCGACGAUCAAUUGACCUCUUUGGCCAGUGGACAACCGUGGCGCUGCUGAUUCUGUCCCUGGUUGUGUUGCUGUCUCUGUUCGUGCUGCUCUGCGUAGUCUUGGAUUGCCUGCGAACGAAGAGGUUGGCCGAUGGAGCCUUGCUGGACAUGCCGGGCGCGCCACUGCCCGCCAUUGCUGCGGCGCAGGCAGCCCUCGGAGGCUUCGGCAGCACGCCGCCAGGUGCGACGCUGGUCUUCAGCUGGCAGAACAUCAACUGCGCUCGCAAGGACAAGAAGGUCCUGCAGAACGUCUCGGGUUCAGUAGAGACACUCUCCUCUGGGCGCGGCGCUCUGGUGGCGCUAUUGGGGCCCUCUGGAAGUGGAAAGACGACGCUCCUAGAGGCACUGGCUGGCAGGAUGCAGCCGGGGGACUCCGGAGAGGUCCGCAUCAACGGCAAGGAGAUGUCUGCCAGAAGCCGGCGGCGCCACGUCUCUUUCGUGUAUCAGGAUGAAAUCCUCGGCGCCACGCUCACCGUCAGGGAGGCCCUCGAGUUCUCCGCAGCAUUGCGGCUACGGUCGCUCAGUGCUGCCAAACGGGCAGGGCGGGUCUCCUGGGCCCUGAAGAUGUUGAAGUUGGAGGAAGUUGCUGACUCAAAGAUCGGGGACAGCCAUAGACGAGGCAUUUCCGGAGGAGAGCGACGCCGUGUGGCGAUAGGGGUUGAGUUGGUAGUAUCACCUCCGAUCAUGGUGCUGGAUGAGCCGACAACUGGUCUCGAUGCCAGCUGCGCCUUGAUGCUCGGCCGUGUUUUAGCGCAGCUUGCCGAGGGGGGGCGCCUGCUGAUCUGCAGCAUGCACCAGCCGCGGGCGGAGCUCCUGCUGCUCUUCAAUGCCAGGCUGGACCUCGGACAGUACGGAGACCAGCUGACCAAGACCACGGACCCCUGGUCACACAAGGAGGAGGAAGACUGGAGCCCAGAGAGGGUGGUGCCCAACGAAAGGCUUGGGCAUCUUGGGCAGGACGAGGACACUUCGAACGUGAACCCUGAGCUCGUGGAAGAAAUCAAGAAAGUAGUUAGCAGGCAAUCGUUUGGAAAGCAAAACGGCUGCAUGGCGGGCGUAUUUGCGGGCUUUGACGAUGACCUCUCCGAUGCCUUGGCCAUUGCUUCACGUGCGACAGCGGGUGCGUCUCAGGCCGGCCUGACCUUGCAGGUCUUCCUCCUGUGGCAGCGUAGCCUUCGCGAGGCCACCCGGGGCAACUAUGCAGGGGUUGUGGCUGCAGUUGUGGUCCUGACCAUUGCUUUCCUCGUCGGUUUCACGUUCAGGAAUCUGGAUACAGGCAUUGUGGGAGUACAGAAUCGCUUUGGCUCCAUAUUCUUCACUCAGCUCUUCUUCAGUUUCUUCGGGCUGCAGGCCUGCACUCUUUGGUAUGUGGACCGUGAUCGACUUGAUCGUGAAAGAGCCUCGAAGCUCUACAAUGUAAUGUCAUACUUCCUCGCGAAGGGAUCGGCGUACCUGUGGUGGUACUGCAUCUUCGUCCCAGCCAUGUAUGUUGGCAUCGUGUACAACCUCAUCGGCUUUCAGGGGAGUAUCUCGAAAAUGCUGACCUUCUACCUGGCCACGGCUGGUACCACUGCAGCUGCAAGCGGAGUGAGUCUGCUCUGCCUUUCAUUGACAAGUUCCUUUGCCAACGGCAUAUCACUGGCAGCGAUUUUCCUUACAGUGCUGCAGAUGUAUGCUGGUUUCCUCCAGCGCCGUGACGCGAUCCCGUGGACCUUCAGGUGGCUGAACGAUGUGUCACCCUUUGCCCACGCUUUUGCUGCGAUGAUCUCCAGCGAGUUCACGGGCCUGGUGACGACGGUUGAAGCGACGGGUCACUCAGCUGUGACUGUUUCCGGAGGUAUUUGGCCGCAGCAGUUCAACGUGGACCCUACCCGAAUGGAGCACAACCUUCAGAUGCUGGGAAUUGUGGCGGGCAGCAUCUGGAUCCUGGCCUUCGUCCCUCUUUGGCUUCGAUGGUACCGAGUGAAGACUUACCACCGUUGUUUCCGGCCAACGACACGAGACAGACCCAGCGACGCUUUGGAAGCCCCGUCCUGGGUCAGCGGCCGAGCGCAGGGCUCCGCAGCUUUGAUUUGGCAGGACCUCCGAGCGACACUGCCCAAUGGAGCCGGCCUGUACGAUGGGAUGACCGGCAUUGUGCACACCGGCAGGCCAUUGGCCGUGCUCGGCCCCUCUGGUUGCGGCAAAACGACCCUGCUGUCGUGCCUCUCUGGCGAGGUCACGAAGACGAAGUGGACGGGGUCGAUCUGUCUCAACAGGCAGAAGAUUGCCAGAAGGAAACUUCGAAGAACUGUCGGGUAUGUGCGGCAAGACGAUGCCCUCCAUCCGGAGCUGACCGUGUCAGAGGUGAUCUCUUUUGUUUGGGUCUCGGCAGUCUACGCACAGAGGCGCGUCACCUGGACGCUUCACCGUCUGGGGCUGGAGGCAGUGGCGAACUCGAAAAUCGGCGGCCACAAGUUCCGCGGAAUUUCGGGUGGUGAGAGGCGACGUGCAGCAGUUGGGGUCGAGCUAGCCGUGGCGCGUGGUGUCCUGGCGCUGGAUGAACCCACCAGCGGUUUAGACAGCAGCAGCGCCCUGGCUUUGGGAAGCUUGCUGGCAGAACUGGCUGGGGAAGGUGUCAUUCUGCUGGCCUCCAUGCACCAGCCUUCUCCAGAUUUGCUGGCCUAUUUUAGCUCCACCCUGGUCCUGGGAGCGCACGGCAGAGUGGCUUACUUUGGACCAUCCGAGCAGCUGCCGACGUAUGUCUCUCCGUUUCGAAAGCUGAAUCCUGGGGUAAGCAGUGCAUCGGACCUUCUGUUGGACGUCGUCUCCGGACCCCAUCAAGACAAGGUGUUCGGGGGCUUCCACGAGUCAAAGCAUGCAGAUGCGCUGCAAGAGGACAUUCAGAGAGUGCUGAUGAUGGCUUCCGAGGACGACAUGGAGGUCAAGUCGGCGGCAAUGCCUCCGGUUUGGGCGCAACUGAGACAGCUGCUGCUGCGAGAACUUCAGAUCAGCAGGAGCUUAGCUGCCUACACCUACUUCGAGGCAACCAUAGCCGGCGUGUUACUCGGCGCGACCUACUACCAGAUGUCGUAUCGCCUGGCCGGAGUCAUCAGUCGGCUUGGCCUCAUCUUUGCCGUGCACUGCACCUUGGGAAUGCAGGCUCUUCAAGGUCUCCUAGCUUGGCGAGAUGGUUACACCAGCUACAGACGCGAACGCGCGGCAGGAUACUACUACACGGGCAGCUUCGUCAUAGCGAAGGUGGUCGUUGAUGCUAUCCUCCUCAGAGUGGGGCCUCCUGCCCUCAUGUGCAUACUUGUAUACCUCCUGGCCGGCAUGCACCCGGGGAGAGAGGCUGUUUGCUGCUUAGGCUUUUGCCUGGCGUCUUUCGUCUCAUCUACUUUCUGCCUUGCAUUGGGAGCUACUGCUCCGAGAUCCGGAGUGGUACUUCCCCUGGCAGUGCUGCUGAUCCUGAUUUUCUUGCUGUUUGGUGGACCACUGCUGGCUUCCGGUGACGAUGUGCUUCGGAACAUCUCGAUUUUCAGGGCAUCUUUUAACAUGCUGGCCGCCAACGAGUUGCGAGGCCUCGACUUCGUGUUCGAUCCCGAGGGUGUGUCCACCACGCUGGGCAGCCGUUCUGGCGAGGAUUGGAUGACGGAUUUGGGCAUCAAGGACAACCCCAUCGGCGAGGAAGUGGGUUGGCUCCUGGGUUGGUCCUUCUUUUACAUUCUGGUCGCUUGGGCGGUGCUGGCUGCACGAUCAGUCACUUCUUCCGAUUUCUCGCUGCUCUCGCUUUUCUGGCGCAGUGUCGCUUACUUAAAGGUUUUGAUUUAUGUGCAGAACUGUAAACAAGGACGUCGGAGAAGCACUGCAAGCGAAUGA